Clonostachys rhizophaga is the source of this 912-nucleotide messenger RNA. NCBI's taxonomy places the organism in Eukaryota, Fungi, Ascomycota, Sordariomycetes, Hypocreales, Bionectriaceae. The record is from the annotation of a GenBank genome assembly.
AUGAAGAAUGCGAUUGCUGUCUUGUCUCCCAUUGAAAAGCUACCUACGGAAAUCAUUCAGCACAUUGCCGAGCUAUGCACGUGGGACUCGGCUGCUCCGGUUAACGGCCGCCCUUCAGAGAAGGAUGCAUGGCGCUAUCGUCUGAGCAAUGGUGAAUCAUGCCCGGCGACUUAUGCGCGAUGUCAUGCGUAUUUGGCCCGGGCUAGCUCUCAUCUCUACGAUGUUCUUAACAAGGGAUUGUACACACGGAAUCUGGCUCGCGACCCAGGACAUCUUUCCUGUAUCCGCUGGGCGGUGAUAAAUAACCGCCUCGAGACUCUCCAGCGAGCCCAUCAAUAUGAUGGUGAUUUGUCUAGGUACAAGCACGAUCCUAUCACCGAUUUCAUACAUGUCGCUGAUGGGGUUUAUCACUUCGUCCGAGUCAACAAUGUCAAGGUCCCAUUAAAAUACCUGGAGGGACUGGCAACCCCUCUUGUUGAUGCUGUCCGCAAUGGAUUCAGCGAUAUUUUUGCGUUCCUCCUACGUUCAGGAGCGGAUGUUAACAUAUCAUGCGAACCUGAGGGGGAUUGUAGGUUCAAUAGUGGAAGCAAGGCAUACAUUUAUCCACUACAUUUGGCUCUUGCACACGGCCACACUGAGUACGCGGAGGCACUUGUACACCAUGGGGCGUAUAUGAGUGCUCAUGGGAUCUCUGCGAUCUUUGAAGUUCAUGAGAAACAGCUUCAUGAUGUAUUGGGCGUUCUACUUCAGAGGACUGAUCCGAUAUCCAUGACUGGAAAAUUACAUUUUGCAGCAAAAACACAAAAUUUGGGUCUUCUCAAAGAAAUCAUCCAUUGUCCCGGAUUGGAUAUUAAUGCCAGAGACUGGUACAUGAAGUGCGCUCUUUGCCUCGCUGUGGAAUGCCGAAGAUGA